UCGUGGAGAAGGAGCUCCCCGUCCAACUGCUCAUUGACCCCAGGAAGGUCUGCGACAUCCCGUCUUGGGAAAGAUAUUACAACCACCGCAGUCUCACUCGCGAAACUGUGGACGACAUCAAGGCUGCGAUGCUGAGUCAAUUCCGCGAGAAAAGGGGGAAGAUCUGGACGGAAAACCCUUUGGUUCUGGCACCCAUCUACAAGUCGGUGACAUGUAGGCCGGAGAAAGCUGACAGGGUUUACAAAGAUGUCUUCAAGCCAGAGGACAAGGACAAGUACUACUAUUACCCUGUUAACGGUCAACACACUGUGGCUGCUGUGAAGGAGUUGGAGGGUGAGCCAAUAUUCGAUUUGUGGAAGAUGCACUCAUGGUCGGCGAGAGUAGUGUGGUUCUCCGACCGAGAUUUCGCUGCGUGGCAGUGGAUGCCGCUCGUGACGGCCGGUGAUGACAUUUUCCGCAAAGCCAUGGAGUUCUACGCGAAAUGGGCGGAGGGGAAGUUGUUGGGCGGCGACGGCAAGACGCCAUUGUCGAGGCCGGGCAAAUACAUGCCAGACAAAUCUCCGGGUCUGCAAGCAAUUCCGGAAAUGGGCUCGAAAGGGGCGGUUGGUGAAACGAAGAUGGGGUGGCUGGUCGUGGUCCCGCCGCCUCCGACCAAAAAGAAAACGCAAGCGGACGACAAGUUUUUCGUGGUCGUGAAGGAGUCAGACAUGUUCUGUUGGCAGUGUCUCGCCGACAUGACUGAUGUCGAGAAACUGUCGAUCCUUGACAACAUUCUCGCGCUAAGGGGAGUGUUCGUGCAGUCCGCGGACGGCCAUCUGAAGCGUCAGCAUAAACCAGGAAUUAAAGACAUGGUCGCUACGAGGAAAGUGGACCGUAUGAUGCUCCGUAUGUUCCACUAUAUCUUAUUCCUUGAAACGGAGGAGGACGAACGUGUUUGGCGUCACGGGAGCCCUUUUUUUCGGACCGAGGGGAAGCUUCUGGAGGAGUUCGGGCCGCAGGGCCUCACGAAACAGGUGUGGGUCGAAAUGCGAAAGCAUUUCCAGAGCGCGGUGGAGUACGUGAACACUUGCAAACAUACUCUUCCGCACAAGAAGGAGUCCAUCGACGACGCGAAGAGAUUGUACGAUGAUGACAGUCCGACCGAUCUCGAAUACAGUCGACGGAGAAACCUGGUGUUCGCUGUGCUCAAUGGGUACCACGGUUCACCCAGGGAGUCUCUCUCGCACUUCCUGAGAAGGCUGGAGCACGUUUACUUCACGCUGGCCGAACCGCUCACUCUCGAAAACUACAAGUCACAGUUUGACGAGGAGGACCCUUUUGACACUGAAGACAUGGAGGAGCUGAGCGACUUCGAAACCUUCGAUUUCGAGUCCAUGCCACUUCCUCGGGUGGUUGGACAGGUUGGUGAUGAAGAGGAAGGUGGCCCUCGGAGAUAUAGCACGUCCCCUGUCGGUUUGAAGCGUGUGUUUGGGCGUGAAAGAGUCGACGACCAAUCGUCUGAUGACGAAGAGGAAGUGAGAGACUAUGAUCACGAACCUUGUGACAGGCUCCCUGUGGACCGUGACACCUGGCAGAAUGACAGACUUUACUUCUUCGGCAAGCAUCACCGGUUCACGUCGGAGGAUGUCUGGGGACACAACGUCGUCUGGCACCCGAGGAUAUUCCAACCUGCUGUGAGGAAUGGAAUAUGGGUCAUGGCAAUAAAGGAGGCCGAUGGCAAGUGGAGUGGACUGAAGAGACUGGGAGCGGGUGCAUUUAAGAGAAAGGCAAGAACUGCUCUGGUGUAGCAUUUGAGUCUCAUGAACCUCAAGAGGAACGAUCCGGACGUCGAUGCGUAUGCACAACAAAAGCUACAUGAGUUG
Messenger RNA from Chara braunii, 1862 nucleotides. Lineage: Eukaryota; Viridiplantae; Streptophyta; Charophyceae; Charales; Characeae. The record is from the annotation of a GenBank genome assembly.